AUGUCUUUGGACUCAUCUCGCUGGGCCAGUGCGCCCACCAAAGCUGAGCCUAAGACGGUCGUAAAGGGACUCAAUUCCAGUCGAUGGGCCACACCUAACGAUGGGGUGGAGCCUGAAAAGAGAGAAUCAUCAAGUGAGAAAGGCUCAGGACGACCUCCAAGGAGACCCCGCCGUAGUUCGGGCGGCGGAGGAAAGCCGAAGCAUGAAGGCGGAUCUGAUGUUAACGCUCUGGCUGCUCGACUGGGCAUGGUUGAUAUCAAAGACAAUGCUGCGUAUUCAUCGAAAGAGAGAGUGGGCCGCGGAAAAAAUGCCUCUGUCAACAGCGAAUUGAAGUCAAAGCCAAAGUCAAAGUCGAUCAAGGCAUCGGCAGAAAAUUCAGAACAUAAAAAACCAGCGAACCCACUCGCCGUCCGACUUGGUAUGGUGGACUCAGGUGAGCAAAGUGAGGAAAUAGACUCCGACGAACCUUCCAGGCCUUCUACAAGCGACAAAGGCCGAAUUUUUGAUCGGAUCAAGCCCGUACGCAGCUCGGCCAACACAGAGGAGCCUCGGCAUGCCGUAGCUCGCUCGAAGCAACCUAAAAGCGAAAUAUUGAAGCGCAAGAUAGAGGAGCAGAGAAAGAUAAGAGCAGCUAACCUCCACAAGGCACAGCAAUCUGACUUGCUAAAGGACUUUUUAAAUGACGAUUCUUAUACAAAUUGGGACGACGAGAUAUAG
This is a messenger RNA of Lachancea dasiensis, 717 nucleotides long. The record is from the annotation of a GenBank genome assembly. Lineage: Eukaryota; Fungi; Ascomycota; Saccharomycetes; Saccharomycetales; Saccharomycetaceae.